Armigeres subalbatus is the source of this 4474-nucleotide messenger RNA. RefSeq names its product stromal interaction molecule homolog (gene Stim). Gene Ontology annotation, biological process: intracellular calcium ion homeostasis; activation of store-operated calcium channel activity; store-operated calcium entry. Gene Ontology annotation, cellular component: endoplasmic reticulum; plasma membrane. Bases 1089 to 3866 code for a protein of 925 amino acids. The transcript has 10 exons. Lineage: Eukaryota; Metazoa; Arthropoda; Insecta; Diptera; Culicidae. Gene Ontology annotation, molecular function: calcium channel regulator activity; protein binding; calcium ion binding. The record is from RefSeq and is a predicted model, not a curated record.
UUAAUGCUUUUUUCACCCCGAUGUUUUGUUAAAGUGUUGUAGUGGAGGUUUACUACAGUAGUAGAAAGAGAGAAGCUCUGGCUCGUCCCGUCCGACGAUCAAGUUGUUGUUCGACCGCCCGACGGAACGGUUGUAUUCCCAUAUUCUACGCGAGUGAUUUUCAGUUCGAGUCUAGUGUGGAUGAUUUAGAGGUGAUACCAACCUACAUGGCUCUGGGUGCCUACGUCCGAUGAGACUGUACUUUUUGUUCUCGGUGUUGCAUGUGCUUGUGUUUCGACGACGUAUCGAAGGCAGGAAGAAACGGAUGAUAAAUUUGAAUGUGUGAAGUGUGAGAAGCCAGCGCAGCAUCUUGAAGAAGAACUGCAAGAGAUUUCGGAUCAUUGAUGAGUGAAUCGGUAAAGUGUGAAGAAGUGCGUUGUGAAUCUCUGUGGGGGUUAAAUCGAUUCAAUUAUUCUGGGAAGCUGCUGGCAGCGAAGAAACAAGAACACAGGUGAUAUUCAUCCUACACCAGUUACCGUGCUACCGAGUGGUGGCGAAAAAGUUUGUGUCUUUCGUUGAAGCUCAUAAAAAGUACAAAGGCAAUUCGCGAGAGAGGAAGGUGAAGGUCGUUCGUAUCAAGUGGCUUCGCGAAUCGAAACAGUUUCUGGAAGUGAGAAGCAUACAUCGCAGUUGCAAGUUUGGAGUGUGCAAGUGAUUACGGAAGUUCGAUCGAUUGCUGCGACGAUCGCGAGUGACAGAGAGCAAAACCCGCUCAUUCGGUUCAAGAUCAAUGCCAAAAGCGAGGGAGCAGUCCGAGUGCUAGACCGACGACAGAAGACACAACUACACUUCCCUUCGCCUGCCAACCACAGCGACAACCAGUUCAACCUCGUCAAGAUCAGUUGAUCUUCCCAUAAUGAGACUCGAUCGAUGAUCAGUGCGGAUUGGUGUAGUAGGCUUUUUAGUUUCGAUUCUAGUUUUAAUAUUGAUUGCGGUGUUCCGGAACUCCGCCCUUUCGAGUCACAAAAUAUCCUCUGGAUUUAAGAUUUCCAGCCACAGUCCGUCGCGAGUGAGUGAGUGCGUGUGUGGUGUGCGGCGGCUGCGAGGAAAUGAAACCUCCUCGAUUUACGCGACCAUUCGGAAGUUGGCUUUCCGUGACUUUGCUGCUGCUGCUAGUCGUAUUCGUGUCGUGUUUCGGCGCCGCCGAUAACGCGGGGUCCGGCCCAAGGCAAUACAAUCCCGCACAAUCACAACAGCAGCAACAUCAUAACCGAGUUCCUGCGCAUCAGAAUGAUCAACAUCGAACGAGUAGCAGUAGCGGAUCUCGAGGUGAUCCAGCUGCUGCAACUGUUAACACAGGGGACAGCCAGUCCGCUACAGCUGCGUCGUCAUCCGACGGUUCCAAAGCAUCGUCAUCGGCAGGCGGCGCGGGCGCCGGCAAUCGGAUGCUGGAGACACGCAAUUCCUACGCGGUGCUGAGUCAGGCCAUGUCACAAGCCGUCCACCAUGAAUUCGGCACCUAUGGGAGUGGCUCGGCGGACGGGGCCUGCAGUGCCGACGAUCUGGAAUGCAUCGCCCACCAUGACCACCUGGGAAUGGAGGCGAUCCGCAGUCUACAUCGGCAGCUGGAUGACGACGACAACGGUGACAUCGACCUGUCCGAAUCGGACGAUUUCCUGCGGGAAGAGCUCAAGUACGACAGCGGCUACGAGAAGCGGCAUAGGGCGUUCCAUUUCAACGACGACAUGCACAUCUCGGUGAAGGAACUGUGGGAAGCGUGGUUGCGCUCGGAAGUGCACAACUGGACGGUGGAUCAGACGACCGAAUGGCUUGCGCAGAGCGUUCAGCUGCCUCAGUACGUAAAGCUGUUCCGAUUGCACAAAGUUACGGGUAAGGUGCUGCCGCGGUUGGCAGUGAACAAUAUGCACUACGUUAGCAACGUGCUGGGGAUCAAGGAUCCGAUCCAUAAGCAGAAGAUUGCACUGAAGGCGAUGGACGCCGUGCUGUUUGGGCCGCCAAGAGAAACCGGCACCCGGUGGAAGGACUUGCUGUUAGUGACCCUACUGCUGACAGCCAUAAUCGGAAGCUGGUACGCCUACCAGCAGAAUAAGAACGCCAAAAUCCAUCUCAAACGGAUGGCUAAGGACGUGGAAGGACUGCUCAAAGCCGAGGUGGCACUGAAGGAUAUGCAGAAGGAGCUGGAACGUGCCCGCCUUGAGCAGGAGAACGUCGACAAAGAGAAAAUGGACCUGGAACGGCGCCUCCGGGAGGCACCGUCCACAUCGUCUUCCAAUUCGGACUUGGUAGUUCAAGAACUGAAACAGGAAAUCGAAAUGCUCCGCUCGGAGCUAUCCCGGGCCGAGGUGGAAAUCAACGACCACUGCUGGACGCCACCGCAGGGCCUCCAGAACUGGCUCCAGUUAACGUUCGAGUUGGAGAACAAACAUCACAUCCGGAAACGGGCGAUGGCCGAGAAGCAGCUGAUGCAGGCCCGGGAGGCCUGCGAGAAGCUCAAGCGGAAACGGUCGAGCCUGGUGGGGGCGUUCGUGUCGACCCACGGCAAGAGCAUUGAUGACGUGGACCGCAGCAUCGUGGAGGCCCGCAAUGCGCUGAACGAUGUGACCAACGAUCUGCAGGAGCGGAUGCACCGGUGGAAGAACAUCGAGACGCUGCUCGGGUUCAGCAUCGUGAACAACAACGGGCUGGCGUACCUGGAGAAUCUGCUGUACAACCGUAAUAGCGGGGGCGGUAAGAGCUAUCGAUCACGCCUCUCUAGCAGCCAGGACGACCUCGAUGACGACUCCGUGCAAGGUUUGUACGAUGGAAUCUGUAGGGGCGGACGGGACGAUUCGUCGGCCAGUGACGACGGUGACCGGGGCGACCGGGACACCGUGACCUUCAUCGUCGGUGGAUGUCCGGCCCCGCCCAAUCUGCAGAUCUCCACGUUGAACACACUGAACACCGGUAUCGUGUCGCCGGCCACGGCUUCCGCCUAUAUAAGCGCUGCCAUGAACAGUGGCCAUCACGCUGGGGGAGGAUCUUCGCAGUACUACCACAGUAGCGGCAGCAGCAGCAACCUGCUGAACCACUCCAGUUCCGUUUCCUCGACCACGCCCUCGUCACCGCUGUCGUACGGCAUGGGCGGUGGCCAUUCCUCGCCAUUCUCCAAUCACAGUCAGCCGCAGUCACCGCUGAGCAUGAACGACAGUUCGCACAGUCUGCAGGACGAAACUCUGAUCUCGUCUUCGAACGAGCGGAUCGUGCCGCCCCGUUCCAAGAAAGGCCCCGUCAAACAACCCACGAUAGCUUCGAGCAGCUUCGGCAAGACGCCGAUGCCCCCACCGCGCAAGAGCCUGUCUUCCCAGAGCCUCUUUUCGAUGGCACGCUCGGCCAGCUCGGACCUGGUCGCCCUGGAAUCCCCAUCGGUAUCUCUUCCACCGGCAUCUGCGGGCGUAUCGCCGACGUCGCCAGUCGCAGCUGUCGCGCAGCCAGGACUGGGAACAUCCGCCUCUGCGAUGCAGCUCCAGCAGUUUCACGAUAGCGGCGCCGCAACCGGUCCUAAUGACGGACGAAAUGGCGAAGCACGAUCUCUACUACAGUCAUCGGCGGGGGCAGCAGGGGACGGUGGCGUCUCUUCCAGCAGCCCUAAUAUCGCCUCGGCCAACGGUUCGAGUUCCGCUGCCGGGCCGGUCGGCCCCGCUGCUGCCGGGCGUAGCAAUAGCAGUAGUCCGUCCCCGGUCGGCUCCGGAACGGUCGCCCCGGCCGGACCCGAGCUGGACACCUACUCGACCGAUUCGUCCACCUUCGAUGAGGAAGUUAAGCGACGCCGGCGGAAGCUGCACUUCCCUUUCGGUAAGAAGUUUAGUAAAUCUAAGAAGACCCAAUGAGGAUGACGACGACCAUGGCGGCGACGGGGGAUCUCGGAAAGGUAAGUGGGAUAGCGAGCGACGGAAAAGUGUCUGACAACAACGGUGGAGCGAUGCAGUCGACAGGAUCCGUCGGAGAAAAGCGGCGAAAUGUGAUUUGAUGGCGUGGACUCGGAAAACCGGGUAGAGUCGAGUGAUAUCUGUUAUCGGCGAGUAAAUAAGGGUGUUUCUGUUUUGUUGAUAUUGAAUUUCCGUUUGAAUCUUGAAUGUUGCUGUUUUCUUAAUUAUUGUGACUAGUGAAAGAGAAGUUGUAUGAAGUUGAAUGGUUUGACGUAGCAGACUACUAUUGUGACAUCAGUUUGUUCAUAAAACAAUCAGGAAAACGACGAGUGAGAAGUUUGCAAUAACACAUGUCCCGUUUCCUAUUGUUGUCCUAAUGGAAACAUAACCUCAGAAUAUUGCAAAGUGUUCUUUUUUCAAGAAAUGAUCUGUAUCUGUUGGAUGUUUCCACAAGAUAAUGAAUUACUUAAAUUCGUGUAAUAUUGCGCAACUUAGUGAGGUAAAACGAGAAAUACAGAUCAUAAGUCAGACCAAAUUGUAAAACAAAAUAUUUAUGUGUACUAGAAGGA